CCUCGCGCCAUGCCUGCGCCGCAUGCCGCCUCGCCGCCAGCGUCUGGCGAGACGGACAUGCGCCGCCUGCACGCUCUGCACGCCGCACAGCAGCGCCGCCCCGCGCCCGCCCUCGCCGCCAGCCUGGGCGCGCUGCUGGGCACGCAGCUGCGCCGCCUCGCGCGCACCGACGCCGCCGUCGCCGAGCUCGCACGCGGGGCGCAGCAGCUGGUGCACGACGCUGGCCUGGUGUGCAGCGCAGCAUGCUCCUCCUCUACAGCUCCAGACGCAUCUGCAGUAGCGGCGCAGCACCGCCGCCUGCUUGCGCGCUUCGAGGCCGCCUGCGCCGCCGCACCCUCGACCUCCUCUGCCGCAUCUUCGCCGCUGCUGCCGCGGGCACUGCGCCGCCUUCUUUCGCGGCCCGAGCACGCUGCCGAUGCGCUGCCGCUGCUCCUCGCGCCGCACGCCGUCGGCCAGCUGCUGCGCGUCCUGGCACGCGCUGCCGGUGCUGCCGCAGCCGGCCGUUUCGCCGAGCGCCGUCUGCUGCGCCUCGUCGCCGCGCAGCAGCAAGGCGCACAGAAGGCAGACAUCGAGCAGGCCGUACUAGAGCUACUCGAUGCGCUGCAUGCCCUCGCGCUCAGCGUGCCGAGCCGCGAGGGUGGCAGCGCAGACAUGGACAUGACGGCCGCGCUCGAGUUGGCCCUGCUCGGCGUGCUGCGCGAGGCGCCACCAGAGCUAGCCGCGCUUGCCAGCAGCCCUCGGCGGCCAACAGGCAGCUCAAACGGCGGCAGCAGACACGUUUCGGCGCCGCUCAGCCCGCGUCCGCCGCAGACAAGGCCUCGGCGCGGCAGCUCGCCGUCGCAGCCGGGCAGCCCGCGCACAGCGGCGGCGCAGUGGCAGGACACGGCGGCCGAGGUGUGGGCAGGCCUGGGCAAGGGCGUCGAAAGCAUCGCCUCGCUCACCGGCAGCAUGAGCGGCUUCUUCAGCGCCAGCACGGCACCGAAGUCACCCAACGCGCCGACUGCAGUGGACGCAGCACCGUCCGAGAAGAAGCCUACGGGAGCGCCUGCGUCGCUGUCCCUCUCGCGCUUCAUCUCGCCUGCAAGCACAUCGCUUGCGACUCCGCCGGCGUCGCCAAUGGCAAAGCGCACUGUGUCUGGCUCCACGCUCGCAGCGCUGUCCGAGGACUCCGCCGAUGCGCACGCCACCUUUGUGGCCCGGCCCGGCGACGCCGUCGAGGCACUGGCUGCUGUUGGCGGCGAGGAGCGCGCUCGCGAGAUUCGCGUCAGCGAGAUCCUGCCGCCGUCUCAGGCCGCGCCAGACGUCAAGGAGGUGCUGCAUGCUCUCGCUGGCAAUGGGACCGGAGGCAUGCCGCUGAUCAAGUGGCUGCUGUGGCGCAUGCUGCACGUGCACUUCCCGCCGACUGAUGCCACGACGCACCGGCCGCUGCUGCUCCUGCUGCUCGUGCGCUGGUACGCCUUUACGCAUCUUCGCCGCUUGAUCUGCACACCGCCUCAGCAGUCCGCCACGCCGGCGCCCACGCUGAGUCUGGCGCGCGAUGCGGACGACGAUCAGACGCCAACGCAGGCGAAGACAGCCCGCUUCUUCGAAGGCACCUGGCUGCAGGGCGGCCGCGAGCUACGCGCGCUCGGCGAGACGCACCGCGCUGUAUACGGCGACGUGGUGCGGGCGCUAGGCUUGGGCAACGGCGAGGCGAGCCCGGAGGCGCAGCGACUCGUUGCCACGUUCGCACAGGGCGCAGAGCUAGUGGACGAGCCGGCUCAAGGCGUGUGCGUGCUGCCGAUGCAAAGUGCCGAGGCUGCUGAGCUGCUCCUCUUCCUCGAGCCGCUCUUGACUGCAUCGCCCGCUCCCCAAUCAAACGGCAUCGGGCUGCACCUCGGCUCCUCGCCUGUUCCAAACGGCACAUCGGAUGUAGCGGAUGCUCAAGUAAAGCUGCCAAAGCUGCACAUCGACACGUCUCCCGAUCCUGGUGCUGGCAGCCACGCUGUCACGCACGAGCACGUAGCUGCUGCUGCGCAGGCGCUGCGCGAUGUUGGCGAAGAACACGUUGCGGUGCUAUAUGUGGGAGCUAAAGCGAAGGACAAGAUCGUCGUCUCGUGGACUCUGGAGGCGCUCGACGAGCAGCUUUCCGCAGCGAGGGCGCAGGUCGCGAUGCAGGCCGCCACGGUGGACAGCGCUGCGCCCUCACAGCCGUCAUCUUCUCUCGCAAGCGCAGGCGCCACGUUCCCGCCUUCGGCGGCGGGAGCCACCCUGCCGCAGUCGCACACCAGCAGCAGCAUCUCGACGAUCGCGCGGGGUGCUUCAGGCGACUCAGGCUGGGGCAGCCCACCGCACACGCCGGACGAGCGGGACGAGUUCCUAUUUGAGCCUGCGACGCCUUCUGCUGCUCCUGCAGCACUGCCGAUGCCCGUGUCCGCUUCGCUCGAAGCGCGCCGCAGCGGAUCCGAGACGGCCUCGCCGCCGACGCGCCGACCGAGCAGGCGAUCCGCCAAUGCACCAAGCUCGUGGCGUGCUGCCCUGGGCAGCGAGAGCUUCUCCUUGGCGCCGCCGCCGCGCCCGGCGCGGGAGCCAGAAUUAGGCGAGGAGCUCUUCGACGAAGUGCGCCGCGGUCUGCUUGGGGUGCUGCGCAAGGGCUACUGUAGCGACGCCUCGCGCUUGCCCUUGCUGGUGCUACGAGAUGCUGAGCGCAUCGCAACGCAGAGUCAUGCGUUUGACGAUGCGGCGCUCUUCGCUCGCACCACUGCGCUCCUGCAGCACAUCGCUGCCGCAUUCCCAUCUCUACGCGGCUCAGCGGCAUCUGAAGAGGCAACUUUCGCGCCGCUGCUCGACCGGAUUGCUGCACCGCUGCGCACUGCAGACGCAGCGGCCGAACAGGCGGUGCAGAUCGCCACGCUGCGGCUGCGCGAGGUGGAGCUGCAUCGUGUGGCGCUCAUGGAGCGUGCCCGCGAGGCGUACGCGACGGCUCACGAGGCGCGCACGCGAGUGUGGUACGCCUCGGAGAUUCGCACUGCACCCGCCUUUCGCGACUCGCUCAAGCUGGCGCGAUCUCACCUGCACGCUGGCGACGAAGCGCCGCAGGACGAGAGCGGCGAGGACUGGAUGCAGCGGCUCGGCGUCUAUGACUUUGGCCUUCCACCGCCGCUGCAGGGGUACAUGCGCGAUCUCGACGGCGCCUUUGGCGUCAUUGCCGGCGACGCGGCGGCGUUCUUUGCACAUGACCUGUUCGCGCGCGAAGCGAGUCUUGCACUGCCGUAUCUGCGAGGAGCAGGACCUGGCGCCGAGGAGCAAGACAAGACUGCGGUGCUGACCUUUGGCGCCUGUCCGCCGAGCCUGCUGCUGCCCGGAGAGAUCAAGGCUGCCGCUCGGGUGGCGCUCGACGAGUUCCUGCAGCGCACCCAGCUGCUCGCUACCGGCUUCUUCCUCUCCGAGGCGCUCAGCCAUCUGUCGGUCGUCGCCAUGACUACCGCCAGCGCUGUGCCGUCGGGCGUCUCGCAGGCGAUCCUCGCCGAGCUACGCACGGCCGGAGCGCCCGAGCUGUUGCGCCGCUUCGAGCUGCACCCGGCGCCGCGCGCCAAGAUGCGUGCGUUGCUGGUGCUCGAGCGGCUCAUCGUCGCGCUCCUCUCGCGCAGCGCCGACGCCGCCGCCACGGGCACUCGCCCUCGCGCCGCCAGCAUCGUCUCGCUCGCCAAGGUGCGCCACCGGCGCGCGCAGAGCAACGCGCGCGACUCGCCGCCGUUGAGCGCCGUGUCCAGCACGCGCCCGCUGAGCCUGCGCAGUCCGGCACGCGCCCGGCGCGCCCUCUCGAUGUACGACGACGAGGAUGACGAGGAGGCGGGCAGCGCGGACUCGCCGCUCGAGGGCAAGGGCAUCCACGCGCUGCUCGAGCGCCUGCUCAAGGGCAACGGCGGCACCGAGCCGGCGGCCAGCACGCCCGCCGAGGCAGAGCAGCCGGCGCCGCAGCGGCUGCGCCAGACGUCGGCGCCCACGACGGACGAUGUGGUCGGCGUGCUCGAGGGCCUGCUCGCAGACGCGACGUGCCGGCCGCGCGAUCUCUUCCUGCACCUCCAGCUCGUGGCGGCUUUCACGCCCGCAGCGCUGCUGUCGUUCCGCGAAGAGGCGUUCUGCUUCUGGAACCUGGGCUGUGCGGCGCUCGCCGUGGCUGCGCCCGCCGAGGAGGGGCAUCGCGCCGCUUCUUGAAGCAGCGGUCCGCUGCUGACGCAUACCCCUUUGCUGCAUCUGUGCACCGGCUUCGCAAUGCAUGCGCUCACCCAAACGCGGCGAGCAGGUCUG
Tilletiopsis washingtonensis is the source of this 4290-nucleotide messenger RNA. RefSeq lists its product as hypothetical. The coding region runs from base 10 to 4197 and encodes 1395 amino acids. The transcript is spliced from 2 exons. Lineage: Eukaryota; Fungi; Basidiomycota; Exobasidiomycetes; Entylomatales. The record is from RefSeq and is a predicted model, not a curated record.